This is a messenger RNA of Hippoglossus stenolepis (Pacific halibut), 1069 nucleotides long. RefSeq names its product guanine nucleotide binding protein (G protein), gamma 13b (gene gng13b). Gene Ontology annotation, molecular function: G-protein beta-subunit binding. Gene Ontology annotation, biological process: phospholipase C-activating G protein-coupled receptor signaling pathway; sensory perception of taste. The transcript has 3 exons. Lineage: Eukaryota; Metazoa; Chordata; Actinopteri; Pleuronectiformes; Pleuronectidae. Bases 432 to 635 code for a protein of 67 amino acids. Gene Ontology annotation, cellular component: heterotrimeric G-protein complex. The record is from RefSeq and is a predicted model, not a curated record.
CUGAGAGCACAGUCAGUGCACAGCGGAGCGCGCGCCGGAGCAGCUCGUUGACUUGUCCACUUCGCUGCUUUGCGCCACCUCAUCCUCCUCCACAUCUUCAUCCUCCUCCACAUCUCCACCCUCCUCUUCCUCCGCUGCAUCGCCCCGGCCCGUGGCUGCGCUCCUGCUGCAGACAGCCUCCCGCUGCUCGUCACCGUCUCCUUUGCUCCGGAGAGACUGCGGAUUUUUUUGUAUCCCUCAUCUCUUUCCCCCUUCCAGUGGAUAACAGGAGGUGCGCAGUCAGCCGGAGCUGCUCCUGGUUCCCAGAGCCCGGGUUGAUAAAGAGCCUCCGUCCGUGCGUCGCUGCAGCUGCACCGGUCCGACUUGGGGAAGAGCAACAGCCUCCACCGGCGCAUCAGUGAGGUAGAGAAGCCCUACAACAAAGUGCAGCCAUGGAUGAGAUGGACCUGCCCCAGAUGAAGAAGGAGGUGGAGAGCCUCAAGUACCAGCUGGCCUUCAAGAGGGAGAAGUCGUCCAAAACAGUGACCGAUUUGGUAAAGUGGAUAGAGGACGGCGUCCCCGAGGAUCCGUUUUUGAAUCCCGAGCUGAUGAAGAGCAACCCGUGGGUGGAGAAAGGAAAAUGCAUCCUCCUCUAGAAGAGGCCACUCCCCCUGCCAUGACCUCACAUCUUCAACCACGCUGACCAACACACACCCGCAGAUGACCCCUGACCCCGACCCUCUCCGGCCCGCGGAGGCCAUGGCAGGACAGCGCCUCUCACCGUGAAUGUACAACAGCUGACACCCCCCCCCCCACCUCUCCCGAACACACACUGACAGACACACACACAUAGGAUUUCCCCCCUGACUGCCACACAGUCACUGCAACUUUAUUCCUGCCACGGCAACGCAUCACUAUUAUGAUAUGACAACGAUGAUCAAUACUCUUAAUACACGUCUCUCUGUGGACACAUGAAGGUUUAUUUAUGCAGCUGCCAGUCACAAGCUUCCUCUUCUCUUUCAUUCUUUAUUCAGAGCAGUUUUUAUUUUACUGAUGAACUGUAAUAAACUGUAGAGACAGAUUCCCUCCA